Molecule: messenger RNA, 9045 nt
Organism: Globicephala melas (long-finned pilot whale)
Lineage: Eukaryota; Metazoa; Chordata; Mammalia; Artiodactyla; Delphinidae
Gene: NRCAM
Product: neuronal cell adhesion molecule
Biological process (GO): brain development; axon guidance; cell-cell adhesion
Cellular component (GO): plasma membrane; axon
Molecular function (GO): cell-cell adhesion mediator activity
Source: RefSeq, a predicted model, not a curated record
GGACACCGGAACACCCUGGCUUCGCAGCGCUCCUCCAGGUCUCCCUGCCGCAGGGGCAACCUGGCAGCCAACUCCCUUCCCCUCCGGCUCCGGGCGGGAGGAGGGGACCGCAGCCCUGUGCGGGCCAGGCUGAGAUACAGCGGCGCCGGCGGGCCCCCUUCACCUCCCCAGCCCUUGGCCAACUUGUGCAUCCGUGCUCCCCGCUUUCCGGGAAGCCCUGCCUGGAGGUGGCUUUGGGGCCAACUGGGCCUGGAGAGGCUGCUGGGGCCCGGCACUGCGGCUUCCCGGGCAGGGAGGCGGAGGGCGCGGGCUGUCAAGCCGCAGGGCCGGCGGGGCGAGUAGUGCAGGUGCCUGGGCAGCGCGCUCCGGCGUGUGCAUGUUCCGGUCCCCGAGGACGUAUCUGGGCGUGGGCUUUGUUCGGAUGCGCUCACACCUGCGCGGAUCGCCGGAGUUCAGGGGCGGUCCGACCUCCACUCUCUCCGGCCUGGAGAGAACUCGGGGAACAAGGGAUGGAGGACGGAAGAGACCCCGAAAGCAGUAGAAAUCUUCGUGAUAUUCCACACCUGUGUGCUGAAGACUUUGACCAAAGCUGCUGUAGGGAAUUGGCAUCCCGGGAAAAGGACGGCUUCCAAAAUCAGGGAAACUUUCAGGAGAUUCCAGGCCCAGUGGAUCUUCUGAAGAGCAAUGCCAAGACUUUUGGUUUAAAGAAGUCAAAAGAAGAACAAUCCCUUCAAAUAAGAAGAUCUUCCUCAAAGUUUCCUGCAUGAGACUUAUUUAAACGUUGCACACACAUCUUUUGUGAAAGAAGAAAAGGAAAUUCAGCUUGUGGGGCUCAGCGGGAGUUCAGCUAAUGCAGCUUAAAAUAAUGAUGCCGAAAAAGAAGCACUUAUCUGCAAGCAGAGCACCCCUGAUCCUCUUCCUGUGCCAGAUGAUUAGUGCACUGGAAGUCCCUCUUGAUCCAAAACUUCUUGAAGACUUGGUACAACCUCCAACCAUUACUCAACAGUCUCCAAAAGAUUACAUUAUUGACCCACGGGAGAAUAUUGUAAUCCAGUGUGAGGCCAAAGGGAAACCUCCUCCAAGUUUCUCCUGGACCCGAAAUGGGACUCAUUUCGACAUAGAUAAAGACCCUCUUGUCACCAUGAAGUCUGGCUCGGGAACCCUCACAGUCAACAUCAUGAGCGAGGGGAAAGCAGAGACCUAUGAAGGAGUUUAUCAGUGUACAGCCAGGAACGAACGCGGGGCUGCAAUUUCUAAUAACAUUGUCAUCCGUCCAUCCAGGUCACCGUUGUGGACCAAAGAAAAACUUGAACGAAUAACACUUAGAAAUGGCCAGUCUUUGGUACUGCCCUGCAGACCCCCAGUUGGGUUACCACCACCUAUAAUAUUCUGGAUGGAUAAUUCCUUUCAAAGACUUCCACAGAGUGAGAGAGUUUCCCAGGGUCUGAAUGGAGACCUUUAUUUUUCCAAUGUGCUCCCAGAGGAUACCCGGGAAGACUACAUCUGUUACGCACGAUUUAAUCACACGCAAACCAUACAGCAGAAGCAACCUAUUUCUGUGAAGGUGAUUUCAGUGGAUGAAUUGAAUGACACUAUAGCUGCUAAUUUGAGUGACACUGAGUUUUAUGGUGCUAAAUCACAUAGAGAGAGGCCACCAACAUUUUUAACUCCAGAAGGCAAUGCAAGCCGCAAAGAGGAAUUACGAGGAAAUGUCCUUUCACUUGAGUGCAUUGCAGAAGGGCUGCCUACCCCAAUUAUUUACUGGAUAAAAGAAGAUGGAACACUCCCCAUCAACCGGACAUUUUAUAGGAACUUUAAGAAAACUCUGCAGAUUGUUCAGGUUACAGAAGCAGACUCUGGGAAUUACCAGUGUAUAGCCAAAAAUGCACUAGGAGCCAUCCAUCAUGUCAUUUCUGUCACAGUUAAAGCGGCUCCGUACUGGAUCAUAGCACCUCAAAAUCUUGUGCUGUCCCCAGGAGAGGAUGGAACCCUGAUCUGCAGAGCUAAUGGCAACCCCAAACCCAGAAUUAGCUGGUUAUUGAAUGGAGUCCCCAUAGAAAUUGCCCCUGAUGACCCCAGCAGAAAAAUAGAUGGCGAUACCAUUAUUUUUUCAAACGUUCAAGAAAGAUCAAGUGCGGUGUAUCAGUGUAAUGCCUCUAACGAAUAUGGAUAUUUACUGGCAAACGCAUUUGUAAAUGUCCUGGCUGAGCCACCACGAAUCCUUACGUCUGCAGACACACUCUAUCAAGUCAUUGCAAACAGGCCGGCUUUACUAGACUGUGCCUUCUUUGGGUCUCCUCUGCCUACCAUCGAGUGGUUUAAAGGCGCUAAAGGGAGUGCCCUUCGUGAAGAUAUCUAUGUUUUACAUGAAAAUGGAACUUUGGAAAUUCCUGUGGCCCAGAAGGACAGUACGGGAACUUAUACAUGUGUUGCAAGGAAUAAGUUAGGAAUGGCGAAGAAUGACAUUCACUUAGAGAUCAAAGAUCCAACGAGGAUCAUUAAACAGCCUGAAUAUGCAGUUGUGCAAAGAGGGAGCACGGUGUCCUUUGAAUGCAUAGUGAAGCACGAUCACACUUUAAUCCCCACCGUCAUGUGGCUAAAGGACCACAGGGAGCUGCCCAGUGACGGAAGGUUCACUGUUGACAAGGACCAUUUGGUGGUCGCUGAUGUCAAUGAUGAUGAUGGUGGGACCUACACAUGUGUGGCCAACACAACUCUGGACAACGUUUCGGCCAGUGCUGUGCUCCGCGUUGUCGCUCCCACUCCAACUCCAGCUCCCAUUUACGAUGUCCCAAAUCCUCCCUUUGACUUAGAAUUGACGGAUCAACUAGACAGGAGUGUUCAGCUGUCAUGGACCCCAGGCGAUGACAACAAUAGCCCUAUUUCAAAAUUCAUCAUUGAAUAUGAAGAUGCAAUGCAUGAGCCGGGGCUGUGGCAUCACCAAACUGAAGUCCCUGGAGCUCAGACCACAGCCCAGCUGAAGUUGUCGCCCUAUGUCAACUAUUCCUUCCGAGUGAUGGCAGUAAACAGCCUGGGAAGGAGCUUGCCCAGCGAGGCAUCUGAGCAGUAUUUGACUAAAGCUGCAGAACCAGAUAAAAAUCCCACGGCUGUGGAAGGGCUGGGAUCAGAGCCGGAUAAUUUGGUGAUUACGUGGAAGCCCUUGAAUGGUUUCGAAUCUAAUGGGCCAGGCCUUCAGUACAAAGUUAGCUGGCGCCAGAAGGAUGGUGAUGAUGAAUGGACGUCUAUGGUUGUGGCAGACGUAUCCAAAUACAUUGUCUCGGGCACCCCGACCUUUGUCCCAUACCUGAUCAAAGUUCAGGCCCUGAACGACGCGGGCUUUGCUCCAGAGCCAGCUGUGGUCCUGGGACAUUCGGGAGAAGACCUCCCAAUGGUGGCUCCCGGGAAUGUGCACGUAAACGUGGUAAACAGCACCUUAGCCGAGGUGCACUGGGACCCGGUACCUCUGAAAAGUAUCCGAGGACACCUGCAGGGCUAUCGGAUUUACUACUGGAAGGCACAGAGUUUAUCAACCAGAAACAGACGCCAUAUUGAGAAAAAGAUCCUCACUUUCCAGGGCAGCAAGACUCAUGGCAUGUUGCCUGGGCUGGAGCCCUUUAGCCACUACACACUGAAUGUCCGCGUGGUCAAUGGGAAAGGGGAGGGCCCAGCCAGCCCCGACAGGGUCUUCAAUACCCCGGAAGGAGUCCCCAGCGCUCCAUCCUCUUUGAAGAUUGUUAAUCCAACGCUAGAUUCUCUCACUUUGGAAUGGGAGCCACCGAGCCACCCGAAUGGCGUUUUGACAGAGUACACCUUAAAAUAUCAGCCAAUUAACAGCACCCAUGAAUUAGGCCCUCUGGUGGAUUUGAAAAUUCCUGCCAACAAGACCCGCUGGACUUUAAAAAAUUUAAAUUUCAGCACUCGGUAUAAAUUUUAUUUCUAUGCACAAACAGCAGCAGGAUCAGGAAAUCAAAUAACAGAGGAAGCAAUAACAACUGUGGAUGAAGGUAAGAUGGCUGGUAUUCUCCCACCUGAUGUAGGUGCAGGCAAAGCGAUGGCAAGCCGGCAGGUGGAUAUAGCGACGCAGGGCUGGUUCAUUGGUCUAAUGUGUGCUGUCGCUCUCCUGAUCUUAAUUUUGCUGAUUGUUUGCUUCAUCAGAAGAAACAAAGGUGGUAAAUAUCCAGUUAAAGAAAAGGAAGAUGCCCAUGCGGAUCCUGAAAUCCAACCUAUGAAGGAAGAUGACGGCACUUUUGGAGAAUACAGUGAUGCAGAAGACCACAAGCCUUUAAAAAAAGGCAGUCGAACACCUUCAGACAGGACUGUGAAAAAGGAAGAUAGCGAUGACAGCCUAGUUGACUAUGGAGAGGGGGUGAAUGGCCAGUUCAAUGAGGACGGCUCCUUUAUUGGACAGUACAGUGGUAAGAAAGAGAAAGAACCAGCCGAAGGAAAUGAAAGCUCAGAGGCACCGUCUCCCGUCAACGCCAUGAAUUCCUUUGUUUAAUCUGUGAGCUCUUUGCCAAUAUCCCACUUUUCUCAAAUGUUUAUCUUAAGUAUUUGUCGGUCCGCCUUCUCGUACUUUGAACAUUGAGGCAGAAAGUCUGUGUUCUGCUGUGUGUUCAUAUGAUGAGAACCAUCAAAGCAAGAACCUAACUCAGUCAAAUGAUAUCUUAAUGGGAACUGCAGUGCAAAGUGCAUACUUUUUCAUUCAACAUAGGUUAUCUUGAUUUCCUGAGAACUGAUAAAAAAUAACACAGUGUCAUCAACAGAUCAUGUUCUUCCCUCUUCGGGAUACAGUUCACUAGGAUGCAUGAAAAAUGCUUCACCUUUAAAGAAUAUACCUGUGUACGUUAUUCAAACAUGGGUUGGUACUUUGUUUAUACUCUCCUCCGCUGAACCCCUAAAUAUGAAUUCCGUUUUCAUUGUCAAGAGUGUUACUGUAGUAUUCUCUAGAACUUCAGUGUCUUUGUGGACAUUGUCGUGAAAUUGGUGACUCUAUGUCUAGCUGUCAUUAGUCUUUUGGGGAGACUGUUAGGCACAGUGUGUACAGUCUCUACUUGCUAAAUGCGUUAAUUAUGACAGGUGCAUUUGCUCAUGCUUAUGAGACGCUCUUACCUGCUCUUUGAUCCUGUUACUCCACAGACUUCUUAAUCGUCCAGGUAUUACAGCGGCACAGUGUUCUACCUUUUACAUCCUCUCUCCUUUCAGUGCUUUUUAGGCAUAAACAAUGCGUAUUGCAAUGCAUCUUGGCAUUUGUGGCAGACCGAGAGAAUACCAAACAGAUCACUCCAAUUCAGUGUCCAAAAUUAUUCCAGAAAGCACAGGGCAAGACACAUGCAGUGCCUUCAGACGAUAAGCAUUCCACAACGUACUGCCUUCUGUAUCAUUCGGUACAGUCGACUCGGAGUCCUAGAUUACUAUCAUUGUCUAAAAGUAACUUUGAAAAAGCAUAGUUCAUGAAAACUGCAACACUGAAAAAAAAAAAAGGAACUGUGAAAAUAAAAUUAGGAAGAUAGUUUAUUUUAAGGGGCAUGAUUUCCCCCAUAGGUAUAAAAAGGAAAGCUUUAUCACCAACUGGAGCAAGUGAUGAUUUUGUGGUCUUUUAUGGGUCCUAUUAAUACAAGUCACAUUCAGUAAGAAAGAUGUCAACUUGGUAGGUAGAAAAUUUUUACAAAAACAAGUUAUUCCAAAACUAACAGGAUACAACAGCACACCAACAGGAAUAUAUUUUCCUCUAAGUCUCUAUGUAUGUGGCAGCUUUUGAAACUCUGCAGCAUUAAACAAUGUGUAUCAAAUUGCAUGGAUGCCUUGCAGAAUCUAAGAAGUCUGACAAGUGCUAACAAGGCCAACAGUCAAAGGGAUUACAUCUCCAGUUUCAAAAAGAAGCAUAUAUAUUCUAUCAUAUUCAUAAAUAAUAUCUAUCAAAUGGUUUCCUUCCAAAUAUGAAAAUCUAUAACAACCUAUGGUUGAAGGAAUGCUCAGUUUCAUUUGCCAAUAAAUUGGUUUCUCAUAACUUGCAUCAAGUUUAAUUUUAAGUAAAGCUUUUUAUAUGUAGAUAUUUUGUUGAAUCUGUAAAUACACUUAAAGUGUAGAUGCUAUAUGCUUAUAGGUGUUACGUACAAAUAAACAGGCCAACGAUGUUUAUGUUGUACUGUAUAAGAUGUUAGCUAAUUAAUACAGUGCAUGGGAUUGGAAAGCAUUUAAUUAAAUGCCUUUUGGGUUUUUAUUUUCCCUUUUUGCUGUGAAACUGAAAGAGUGAACUAUUUUCCACAUUGACAGCAGGUUUCUAGAAGAAAUCUUCAGAGCUUUGCCUAAGCACAGUUUGAAGUAAUCCCAGGUAAAGAUGGCCCUACCUAGUUUCAUAUCUCCAAUAUGCACUUUUCACAGAUCAACCUUUCUAGUGGAAAUCCAGAAAGACAAAACAGGCUGCCUUGGUAUCCGAGAGCACAAAGAUAAGUUACUUAAAAUUUGCCAGUGUGUGCGGGGACAAGAAAAGUACAGUGUUUCCUCUUCCAUAAUGGUAGAUGCUAAAUUUGUGCAUGAAGGGGUCAUUUCUGUACUUGUGCAACAGAGUUUGUAUUAAAAAUUAAAUGUGGUUUUAAAAGUCCCUCUCUCUUUUGUAAUAUAUCAUGUUCCUAGUGGAGUGUGAAUGUCCAAGUAAUGGUAUAUGUAACGGUAUAGGCAGAUGUGACUGGAUUUCCGUCAAAAGAGUGACUAUUAGGGCUUCCCUGGUGGUGCAGUGGUUGGGAGUCCGCCUGCCGAUGCAGGGGACGCGGGUUCGUGCCCCGGUCCGGGAGGAUCCCACAUGCCGCGGAGCGGCUGGGCCCGUGAGCCAUGGCUUGUGCUCCGCAACAGGAGAGGCCACAACAGUGAGAGGCCCGCGUACCGCAAAGAAAAAAAAAAAGUGACUAUUAAACAGUCAUGAUCUCUUUGUGAUUUUUAACUUCUUCAAACCUAGAUUUCCUAAUGUUUUAUUUUAUUUUAUUUUUCUAUUGGCCAUGCUGCGCGGCUUGCGGAAUCUUAGUUCCUCGACCAGGGAUCGGGAUCUUAGUUCCCCGACCAGGGAUCGAACCUGGGCCCCUGGCAGUGGAAGUGCAGAGUCCUAACCACUGGACAGCCAGGGAAGUCCCUCCUAAUGUUUUAAAAUAGCGCAAGUUUUGCUUUUUGCUUUUAAAAGGCAGAGGAAAUUAAAUGCAAAACUGGACGCAAUAUAAAAGAGAGCUAAUAAAAGAAGGGCAUAUCAAACAUUGUAAUGCAAAGGCGAAGUAGAUAUUACCAGCCUUUAGAGAAACAGUCUGAGAAGUCAGGUAAUGCUUCCUUUCCUGAAGCCUGACCUCUGCAGGCCUGUUUGCUGGUGCCUUUGGUCACCCUCUCUUCUGCCCUCCUGGACCUCCACUGUCCCCGGCCACGGCAACUGGAUUCCUUAACCUCUCCUGCUUGAUGACACAGUUUGGGCGUUGACGAGUAUCACUCUCGGGUGUGUCAUCCACCCGCUUCUCAACAGCCCAAUUCUUCACGUGUCUCACACCUGUCCAGCUCUGCAAACAGCCAAGACCUGGCUUGUUCCUCUGUUCCUCCACCUGCCCUUGGUCCCCUGGUCCCAGCUUUCCAUCCACAAGACCUUCCGCUGGCACAGAGCUCCCUCUCGCUAUACAGUUACUUGGAUAACAACAUGAUAUAUACAUCAACGUAAGAUGCUAAUAGACCCUAUGUAGACCUUGUUAUUAGUCUUUUUACCGUGGAGAGCAUUCACUUCUGACAGCAAGUCAGGGUCUCCAGUCUACACCGCGGGCCAGAUUCACAAUCUACAUCCUCAGGCCACGUCAUCAGUCACAGCUCUGUUUAGCAAGGGGGCUGGCCAGUUGUAAACCCUGACUACAAAAAGCAUUGGUCUGUGGAUGCCUUCUUGUUCAGAUGAUUUAUAAUGGCCCUGGUUUCCUUUUUCUUUUUCGUAAAUUUCAAAUUUUAUUGAGGACCUAUGAUGUGAAAAUUCUCCCAAAAAAUGUAAUUGAUAUUUCUGUAUUUUAAAGCAUAAUGAUUAAUUUUACUUUCAUAAUUUAAGUAAUUUUAGCAAACUCUUAUCAUUCAGUUCCUUAAGAUCUGUAUUUAUACAGUUGACUUUGCAGGGUGACGAAGAAAUUAGACAAUUGAUAUAACCCAGUGUAACCUCGUUUACUUUUAGUGUCUGAUAAAAUAAUUGGAAGUAGCUCGUGGAGGCAAAGGAAAGAAAUGCAGAGAACUGAGAAGUUUCACCUGAACUGAGCAAAUCUCUCCUGCUCAUGAGAUUUUUCUACAAAUUACCACCAGAGGGCUCCCGUACUUUAUUCAAUGCAAAAGAAACUGCAGGAAAACGAAGCCUCUGGAGAAACAAGGCCGACCACCUUUGAUAGUCAGACUGGGUCUGAUCAUGCAGAAAAUGAUUGCCUGCUGUAACCCGGGAAAAUGCAGUUAGCAGCUUCCUCUGACGAGUUCACGACCUCCAGGGAGUACGUCUGUGUCACCUCGAGCCUUGUUAAUCUCCUCCCUCGUAUUGAUUGUGGCUGGGUGGCUGACAGCCCAUCAGCAGGGACAGAAGGAGGAGUAGUGGGCCUCCUGGCUCCCCCUAGAUACCCCCUCGCCUGCCAGGUGGUGGGGCUGAAGGAGGGGCCGGUCCCGAAAGUGGUCCCCCGUUUCUCCCGAUCGUGCCAUCUUGUCUGCCACCAGUGGUUGAUGUCCUGUGGUUGGUUAGCACAAGAAGCACAGUUUAAGCACAGACAGCUUUUCUUUUUCACUUUAGAAAAAGCAGCAGAGGGAAGGAAUACUCGCAGAGGAUUUAUAUUAAAGAAACAAACAAGCAAACAGUUCCCAGGUUGAGGUAGAAAGAGACCAGCGUUUACCUUCCAGCUCUGCCAUCAACCAGCUGUGGAACAAGUGAGCCCCCAUCUCCCACCUCGCCAGGCCUCCGUUUCUUCAACUUUGAAAUGACAGAAAGCAGAUGACUUCUAACAUCCCUUUCUGCUUAAAUCCUGUGAUUCUCAGUCAUCGCCGUCGCCAAAAAAAAAAAAAAUGUUU